AUGAGGCUGUGUAAGUGGAUGGGCCUAUUUGAAGAUAUGGAGGGGAGAGCGAAGGAUAAGCACCGCAUUCUUGCGCAGAGAGUCCCCACAUGGACCAUUGAAAGCCACAAGAGACGCGCAGCCGCCCCGGUCCUGAUAGCGUCCGCGCGUGCUGCCGGAGCUGGUGACGGUUCUGUCUAUCGCAGCUGUAUACUUGAGAAACCGGGAGAGUGGGAGCCCCCGACCCGUUAG
Messenger RNA from Colletotrichum truncatum, 231 nucleotides. RefSeq lists its product as uncharacterized. The record is from RefSeq and is a predicted model, not a curated record. NCBI's taxonomy places the organism in Eukaryota, Fungi, Ascomycota, Sordariomycetes, Glomerellales, Glomerellaceae.